Hemicordylus capensis (graceful crag lizard) is the source of this 2875-nucleotide messenger RNA. It is a transcript of the gene FASTKD3, whose product is annotated as FAST kinase domains 3. The record is from RefSeq and is a predicted model, not a curated record. The transcript is spliced from 7 exons. Gene Ontology annotation, molecular function: RNA binding. Gene Ontology annotation, cellular component: ribonucleoprotein granule; mitochondrial matrix. NCBI's taxonomy places the organism in Eukaryota, Metazoa, Chordata, Lepidosauria, Squamata, Cordylidae. Gene Ontology annotation, biological process: regulation of mitochondrial mRNA stability; mitochondrial RNA processing. Bases 564 to 2525 code for a protein of 653 amino acids.
GCACAGAUGACUGAGUCGCCGCCCUCUACGAAUACAAGCCUUUUAGGAGAAGCCACCUUUUCGGCCAACCUACGGCCUUAUAAGCCGCCUCUUGGUCGCCGCUUCCCCUCACCAAGGUCCGCGUUCUCCUUACUCACCGAAAUGGCUACAGGAAGCUCCGCAGGACCUUUAAAGACGAGGCCAGGCGGCGGCCGCCGAGCAACUUAAAACCGGGAGCAGCAUGCUUAAUCCAUACCACGAGGCAUGCCUACUUGACUCAUUGAUUGGUUGCAAAGGUGUCAAUCAUAAAAGAAGGGUGGACACACGAUUGGGCUGCUUAUUCCAUGAGUGGUGGAGGAGACGGCCUUGUUCCUUUCGGCACUCCCUGCGUUUCGUCUCCUAUUGCGCACCGAGCGGAGGCGGGAAGGAGAGAGAAUAUGGCCAAUCAAUGCAAGAGGCUGAAGGGGCGGGAAGAGGGACCCAAAAUCGGAAUCCGAUUGGGUCUGUGGUGGUGAAGGGCGGAACCAAAAGAUCUGGCAUAGAGGCUGUGUGAGGAGUAAGCGAGGUCCAGGAUAUGACCUGAUAUGGCCUCAAUGAAUUUAAAAUGUUUCCAAGUAUAUACUUCCAGAGCACAAACAUGCAGACAACUGCUAGCUGCAAGGAAAGCUGUAAACUGCUCUGGACAGUUCAGGCUGUGUCAUGGCAAACAAAUGACAUAUUCAGUGGCUGCUUUUCAGAACACAUUUUGUAGAAACUACCAUAUGGAACUAGGGAAUCAUCCCAGCUCCGUUAUGGGAGCAGUGCACCUCCAUGGAGAAGCUGGUAACAGUUUUAAAUCUGAUAGCAAGUGGAUAGAUGAACAGAUGUUUUUGAAGGAACUGAACAGUUUGCAUUCAUACAAAGACAUAUUCAAAUUUAUGAGCUCCUUGAAAAGUUUAUCUGACACCAUGGUGGCAGCUGCCUUUCAGCGGGUGUGUGAUGUUGAAGUGGAGGACAGCACACUGAAGAAUGCUGAGGAGGUGGUGGAGAGUGAUGUUUUUAAGUCACUUUGCUUCCAGCUGGAACAAGAAUCUCCAAAUCUGUCUGAUUCUGGUCUUGUGAGUUCACUAAAUGCUUUGAUAAAGUUGCGUGUGGACCCCUGGAGUACCUUGGUAGUUCACUUGGUGUUAGAGAGCCAGGAACGUCUGGACAAGGGCCAGAUGACAAUUCAAAAUUUGUGUGUUCUGGGAGAAGGUUUAUUGGACCUGGAGGGUCCAGACUGUGCAAUGCUGGAACAAAUUAUGGACCAGGUGCAAGGUACAGACCUGGAGAACUGGAAAGCUGAUGAACUGGCCAUGGUUUACAGACUCCUGCAGCUAGGCGUGGGGAAGAGUGGGAAAUACCAAGCUCUAUUAAACAAAAUGAACAAUUUCACCAUAACACAAGUUUCUCAGUUCAGCCCCAAACUGACAAGUACUGUAUUAAAAGCUCUUGCUGCUCUUGAUCAAACCCAAGCCAUUCCCUUGGUACUAAAGCUUUGUAAGCACUCAGUGCGGCACAUCCCUCAUUUCACAGAUGAUGAAAUAAUAAAUGUGCUGGAGGCUUUCAUUCAUUUUGGACAGAAUGACCAGUUCUUCACAGAAGCCCUAGAAAGGCACGUUGCCAAAUGUGCCUUCACCAUGCAUACCAAUGCCGUCUCCAAAGUCAUGCAGUACUGCAGCGUGAAGCACAUCCUUUCCAAACCCAUCUUUAACGUAGUCGCGGAAAGGUUUAUUUACCAUGCUGACAAGCUCACUACUGCUCAGAUUGCUGAGCAAAUUGUCCCAUUUGGGAAACUCAAUUACCUACCCCCAUGUGCUCCAUCUCUUUUCCGAAAGCUCGAAGGGAUACUUAAUGCUCGGUUUACUCAGUUUCAGUCUCAUGUACUCUUGAACCUGCUUCAUUCAUGCACCCUUAUUGAACGUUAUCCACUAAAUUUUCUGGCAAGGAUAUUUAAUCCCUAUUUUCUGCAACAGUUGCAAGUUGAAGAACCUGGUUUGAAGAAGUCCGUUCUUUCUCUACUGACCCAGUUAUUUCUAACUGUUAGAUUGGAGUGUCCCUCCUAUGAGGGUCCCAAGCUCCUUCCAAAAUACCGUGUCAAGUCAUUUCUCACCCAAGGCCAUUUGGUAGAGUCUGAGCUUGAUGUUCCCUUCUACAGCAGAGUGAAGGCUGGUCUGACUGACCUCUUGGGAGCCCGACUAUAUUUUUCUUCCCAUGUGUUGACACCAUACUGUUAUACUCUAGAUAUUGAGAUUAAACUCAGUGAAGAGGGAUUUGUAUUACCAGCUAACCAAUACGAAGAUGUGUUCCAGAGAAUAGCACUCUGUAUUGAUGAUCAAAAGAGAUUCUGCACCAACAGUUGCAACCUCCUUGGAAAAGAAGCCAUUAAGCAAAGGCACUUGCAGCUACUUGGUUAUGAAGUUGUUCAGAUUCCAUUUUUUGAGUUUGAGCUGUUGCACAACAGAAGUGAUAUAGUGGAAUAUCUACACAAGAAAAUCUUUCCUAGCUCAUACAGGCUCAGCUGGUGACAAAACAGAACUGAAAUGAUGCUGAAAUAUCUGUAAUUACUGUGAUUUUAUUUUGUUUAUAAGUGCUGUUCUUAGUAAACCACUUUAAUUUUUAAAAUAAACCCCACUGUUUAUUUUUGGUUUAUUUGUGUUCUGGCUCUGUCCUCCAGUGGUACAAAAGGAGAGAGAGAGAGAGAAAAUGCAGUGUGUGACAAAUUUGAUUUUUAUGUCUGGUUGCAUUUCUUCCAAAUUAAACUGAAACAAUGUUUGGAAAUGACUGCAUUUCUCUCUCUAGAAACACAGAGAACUGUUCUUGACAGUACAUAGAGAUGCCCUUGUUUUUGAGGCUAUUAAAGGAUAUCUGAAUUUGU